CAGCCGAGUCCCCUACCAUUUCCCAGGCCCGAGUCGGCGCUGGCGACCUUCAGCUCCAUGAUGGUGUGCCGCUCCAGGGGAGCCCCAUCGUCUCUCGCGUUCCGAGCAGCCAAACUUCUUUGUAGGGCGCAGUUCCAGAGGAUACGUCUGGCUUUCUUCUCGACGGACAUCGUUGGUGAGAAGCCCAUUCUGGUCCGCGACUUCAUCCGCUCCGCAUUGUAUGAUCCGAACCACGGAUAUUUCUCCAAGCGAUCCGGGCCGGUUGGAGUGCUCGAUAGAAGCAUUCGGUUCAAUCAGCUCGAAGGCAGGAGUGCCUAUAUACGGCAUUUGAAUAACCUUUACAAGCAGCAUGAUAUUGCUUGGUUUACUCCAGUGGAACUUUUUAAGCCAUGGUAUGCAUAUGGUAUUGCAGAAGCAAUAAUGCAUACAGCUAACCUUUCAAUUCCAUUAAAGAUAUUUGAAAUUGGGGGUGGCUCUGGAACAUGUGCAAAGUGUAUAUUGGAUUACAUGAUGUUGAAUGCACCAGCAAAGGUUUACAAUAAUAUGACAUAUACCUCUAUAGAAAUUAGUCCAUCUCUUGCCGAAAGGCAGUUAGAAACUGUUGGAGAAGUUCAAAGUCAUUUGUCAAGGUAUAAAGUACAAUGCCGUGAUGCAACGGAUAGAAGUGGAUGGGGGCACAUAGACCCCCAACCAUGCUGGGUUAUAAUGCUUGAGGUACUUGAUAAUCUUCCACAUGAUCUUGUCUAUUCUCCAAAUCAAGUUUCACCAUGGAUGGAGGUUUGGCUUGAGAAAGUACAAGACAGCUUGCAAAUCUCAGAAGUGUACAAGCCAUUACAAGAUCCAUUAAUUACUCAGUGUGUGAAGAUAAUUGGGAUGGAUAAAGACCAUUCUGGUGGGUGGAGCAGAGUAGUUUCAGCAUCUAGGCGCAUUUUGUCUAAAGUUCUUCCAAAGCCCCGAAGAGCUUGGAUGCCAACUAGUUGCUUGAAGUUGCUUAUGACCUUGAACUCGCAGAAACUAUUGGAGGUUCUGCAUUGGGCUUUACCGAAGAUGUCCCUUAUUGCUUCUGACUUCAGCUAUCUCCCUGAUGUCAGUAUACCUGGUGAUAGGGCUCCCCUGGUUUCUAGUAAGAUACAUGGGAGCACUGUGGAUCAUAGCAACUACCUUGAUGCAAAGGGUGAUGCUGAUAUCUUCUUCCCAACAGACUUCCGGUUCUUGGAGAGAAUUGAUCAUCACUGCUCUGGUUGGUUGAAUGAACAGACAGAAUCUAAAUCCUUGAAGAGAGUAAAGAAGAGAAGAACUCUCACACUUGAUACCGCGGCCUUUAUGGAAGAAUUUGGUUUGCCAACAAAGACAAGGACAAACGAUGGAUAUAAUCCACUUCUGGAUGACUUCAGGAAUACUAAAUUUUAUAUAAGUGUACCAACACAUAACAUUACAUAGCCAGUCUAAAGUCGUUGCUGAAGACAAGCUGCAGGAGGGCUUAGUGAAAUUUUUAAGGUUGAACCUCGGACAAGUGAGUAUCUAAAGCAUUUCAUGCAUUUAAUCAUUUCUUGUCUGCUGGUGAAACUAUUUUUUGCACUGGUUAGGUCCAAAGUUGAAACGUGCUUUCUUUAUUGCGGGUUUGGUACUUCACAGAAGAUAUUAUUGUUGUGUUCUUCCAAAGAUAGAACUGCAAAUUGAAAAUUGCAUUUUUUGCUGCGGAGGCAUGUCAUGGUUCCUCAAUGAGACCAGCUACAACUAUUUUUAUCAGUUUAAACGCUGUUUGCAUUUAACUAUUUUUAACGCCAUUUAUAUAUUUGUACAAUUUUCACUGAUUUUUAACUUGUGCUCACAAAUAAAUGCAAAUCCUAUAUUCUGUCUGUUCCAUUUA
This is a messenger RNA of Phoenix dactylifera (date palm), 1870 nucleotides long. NCBI's taxonomy places the organism in Eukaryota, Viridiplantae, Streptophyta, Magnoliopsida, Arecales, Arecaceae. The record is from RefSeq and is a predicted model, not a curated record.